CGUUUCGGCCACUGUUGCUACUUGACACAGUAGAAAUUUUGAGUUGGCAAUACUCAGAAACCUAAUAUUUUUUUUUAUAUAAUAUCUCAAAUUAUCGUCCUUAGACAAGUUGCCUUAACAGUAGUAUAUGUAGAAAGUCGAAAUCUAAAUUUAUAAUAACAUUAUAAUUAAGCCCCCAGACUUUAAAGUUUUUCUAUUUGAAAUUUAUUCACUAUUUACAUUUUCAUAUUCGGAACUUGGCAGCAGUGGUUCUCUCGGCUACAAAUUAAAGGUACAUUAAAUCGGUGAAGUAAGUGGAGUCUUGAACGGUCAUCUUAAGAAAACUCAAAUCUGUUUAUUCUGUGUAUGCGGUCCAAUGGCAACUACAUCAUAUGAGCAUGAUGCAGCUGGUGGAAAAUUUAUACCAGCAACACAGAGACCAGAUGGUACCUGGAGAAAGCCAAGAAGAGUAAAAGAUGGAUAUAUACCACAAGAAGAAAUACCAUUAUAUGAAAGUAAAGGAAAACAAUUUAAAGCAAAACAAAACACAGGAUUGCCUCCUGAAUUGGCAGUAGAAAUAAGAAAACCUAAAAAAGGCAGUGGAAUUAUACAACCAAUACCUGGAAUGGUUGUCAAUAUUGAAAAAAAGAAGAAGAAGAAAAAGUCAGGUGUCAAUGAAGUUGCUGAUAAAUUAUCAAAAGUUGAAAUAAUUGAACCAACAUUUAAUGAAGCAGUUCAACAACCUAGCAUAAUAUCAGCUUCAGAUCCAAAUAAGAAAUUAAAAAAUUUACGGAAAAAGCUUAGAGAUAUUGAAACACUUGAAGAAAAAAUAAGUAUUGGAUCUCUAAAUCCAGACAAAGAUCAAAAGGACAAAAUUUCAAAAAAGAAUGAAAUUAUAAAAGCAAUAGAAGAAUUAGAAAAGUGUAGUUGUUAAGAUGGCCAGAGUCAAUAUAAUGUUUAAAUCAGUAAAAUUAUAUCAUAAAAGACGAAAA
Molecule: messenger RNA, 971 nt
Organism: Pieris brassicae (large cabbage white)
Lineage: Eukaryota; Metazoa; Arthropoda; Insecta; Lepidoptera; Pieridae
Gene: Pym
Product: partner of Y14 and mago
Exons: 4
Coding region: 356-913 (185 amino acids)
Biological process (GO): exon-exon junction complex disassembly
Cellular component (GO): cytoplasm; exon-exon junction complex
Molecular function (GO): RNA binding
Source: RefSeq, a predicted model, not a curated record